Molecule: messenger RNA, 387 nt
Organism: Trichobilharzia regenti
Lineage: Eukaryota; Metazoa; Platyhelminthes; Trematoda; Strigeidida; Schistosomatidae
Source: the annotation of a GenBank genome assembly
AUGUUAUCCUUAAACGGAAAAUUCUGUCAAAACCAACAACAACAGCAACAGCAGCAACACCCAGCGCCAAUCAACAUCAACAGAAGGGAUUUGAAAGAGGUACUGUUUUUAUUAAUGGCUAUAUUUUAUAUCAAAACAAGCAAUGUGUGGAUGAAGUAUCCUUUAAAAGUCAAAACACGAGAAAGUGAUAACUACCGGAAUUCCUAUCUCCCACCGAACAACUUAUCAAACAUUAACUGGUCAAGAGGAAUUUCUGUUCUAAUUUCAUGUUGGAUAGUUUAUUUACUGCAAACCAUAGCACCAAAAGCAUUAAUUGGUUUCGGCGCAAUUUAUUCCUCAUCAUCACCUCGAUAUGAUAAUGAACAACCAAUAAACAAAUUAACAUAG